AUGGAGAGAGAAAACAUAAAAAGAAGAAAAGAAGCAAAAAAAGAAUUUAAUGAUACUGCGCAGCAACGUCUAGAUGAGCAGCGGACUCGGGAGGAGGAGCAGCAACGUCUGCAGCAGCAGCAGCAGCUGCUGCGUCAGCAGAGACAGAAGCAGCAAGAAGAAUAUUAUGCAGCAUUAAAGGAAGAGCGUCGUCAAUUAAGGAAGCAAGGUCAUGUAUUUGCUGACAGCAGCAGCAGCAGCAGCAGCAGCAGCAGCAGCAGCAGCAGCAGUUCUUGUUCAUCUGAAUCGGAGGCAGAGACAUCAACAACAAAACAGCAACAGCAACAGCACCAACAGCAGCAGCAGCAACAGCAGCAGCAGCAACAGCAGCAGGAGCAGGAGCAGCAGCAAGAAGAAGAAGAAGAAGGAAGAAAAAGAACAGAGGAUGAGGCCUUCGAGGCAUGGUACGAGACAUGCAGUAGGGGGCCCCCAGGGGGCCCCAUCCGUCUAGGUUCGUUGGGUGUAUCUACGUUAUCUAGUAUAGGAGGAGGACAAGAGUAUGAUCAUAAGGAAGGUAAGAACAUAAGGAACAAGAUAAGCACAAGUAUAAAUAACAACAACAACAGCAGCAGCAGCAGCAGCAGCAGCAGCAGCAGCAGCAGGAAGAUAAAGGUACUAUAUAUAUGCGAAGUAUGCGAGAAAGAAUUCUGUAGUUUAGCUCAGUAUGAAUCGCAUGCAAAAUCUAUUAGACAUAAAAAAGCAAUAAAACAAUUAGCUGCACAAUUAGAGGAAGAAUUAGAGGGAAUUACUGAUGCAGCAGCAGCAGCAGCAGCACCAACAGCAGCAGCAACAGCAGCAGCAACAACAACAGAAGCAGCAGCAUAUAGUACUCCUUUUUCUCCUAGGAUACACGGAAAACGGGGGGAAAAAGAGAUCCUGCAGCAGCAGCAGCAGCAGCAGCAGCAGCAACAGAUUGAUGAAACUGUGGGGGAAGUGCAGCAGCAAAUGCAGGAGGGAGAUAAUAUUGUUGAUGAUGCCAGCAGAAGCAGCAGCAGCAGCAGCAGAAGCAGCAGCAGCAGCAGCAGCAGAAACAAAAGAGGUGUUGGUAAGGGGAAGACAAGAAGGAGACAUAUUAGCAGCGAUGAAAGUCCAUCACCUACAGACAGCAGCAGCAGCAGCAGCAGCAGCAGCAGCAGCAGCAGCAGCAGCGAAGAUGACGCAGACGAGGCGCUGCUAAGACUUGCUGGGUCUCGUCAGAGAGGACGACGACGGGACAGCAGCAGCAGCAACAGCAGCAGCAGCAGUAAUAGCAGCAGCAGUAGCAACAAGGUGGGGGUAGAUGGGGACGCAGAUACCAAUGGACGUGCUGCUGCUGCUGCUGCUGCUGCUGCUGCUGCUGCUGCUGAAUCCUUUAGCGAUAUAGAGAUACCUAAAGGUGGCCGCAGGCGCCGCGCACGUCAGCAGCAGCAGCAGCAGCAGCAGCAGCAAGGCAGCAGCAGGAGCAGCAGCAAUGCCCAAGGCGGUCAGCGAGGAAAGCAAGCAGAAGACCCCGCAGCAGCCGCAUCAUCAUCAUCAGCAGCACCAUCAGCAGCUCCGAAGAAAGCAGGAAAGGGUGCAGCAGCAGCAGGAGGAGGAGGAGGAGGAGCAGCAGCAGCAGCAGGAGCAGCAGCAAAGGAGACAACAUGCAGUUGUUUUGCCUCUGAUGGGAUAAACAGUUGGGGUGUACAUACACCACAAACUUAUAACACUCUAUUCUUAUAUCGCAACAGCAGCAGCAGCAGCAACAGCAACAGCAGCAGCAGCAGCAACAGCAACAGCAGCAGCAGCAACAACAGCAGCAGCAGUAGCACUAGCAGUAGCAGCAGCAACAAUUAUCUAGCUAGCUAG
Messenger RNA from Eimeria maxima, 1866 nucleotides. RefSeq names its product DnaJ / zinc finger (C2H2 type) domain-containing protein, putative. The record is from RefSeq and is a predicted model, not a curated record. The coding region runs from base 1 to 1866 and encodes 621 amino acids. The transcript has 3 exons. Lineage: Eukaryota; Apicomplexa; Conoidasida; Eucoccidiorida; Eimeriidae.